This is a messenger RNA of Brenthis ino (lesser marbled fritillary), 747 nucleotides long. The record is from the annotation of a GenBank genome assembly. Lineage: Eukaryota; Metazoa; Arthropoda; Insecta; Lepidoptera; Nymphalidae.
AUGAAUCUACUUAUUGGCCCACAAUUCAAUGCUACGAUCAUUUCUAGACAGUUCCUUUAUAUCAAUAUUCAGGUCACCUACGAGAGCGAUGUUUGGGCUCUCUAUGUAAAUGAUGUAAGAAAGACACCAGACUUAAUUGAUUUCGCAAUAGUGAGGGGCAUCGCUGGCACAUACUUCGAAUGCAAAUCAAUACCUGAACUUUCGUCGGAUGACUCUCCAGUCGAAAUACUGUUAAAGAGAAAAAUAACCCUAACUGCCGACGUAUGUCGACUACUUAGUAGAAAAACAGACUGGAAUAGUUUCCGAGAGUCAAUCUCCGCUUCAAUAAACAUACACUUACCACUCAGAACAAACGAGAACAUAGAAGAAGCCGUUGAGCAUUUAAAUAGUUGUAUACAAAAAUCAGCUUGGCAUGCUACACCUGGAACUUCCAAAACCAUCCCCAAAUCACAAAGCUAUCCGACUAAUAUUAGAGAAUUGGUUGCAAAAAAACGAAAGGCACGGAAAUUAUGGCAGAAAACUCGGCACCCAACGCAUAAAACUGCCCUAAAUUCACUGAUAUCCAAACUGAGCCAAUUAUUGAGUGAAAAUCAAAACCAAAAUGUGCAAGCAUACCUUAGAGAGCUUGACGCCAGCGCCGCAACCGACUACUCACUAUGGAAAGCGACAAGCAAACUCAAGCGUCCUAUGCUAACACGGUCUCCUGUACGCAAAGCAGACAGCAGCUGGGCUAUAAAAGAUUCAGAU